Pisolithus orientalis is the source of this 366-nucleotide messenger RNA. RefSeq names its product tubulin binding cofactor A. Gene Ontology annotation, cellular component: cytosol; microtubule cytoskeleton. The coding region runs from base 1 to 366 and encodes 121 amino acids. The transcript is spliced from 4 exons. Gene Ontology annotation, molecular function: beta-tubulin binding. The record is from RefSeq and is a predicted model, not a curated record. Lineage: Eukaryota; Fungi; Basidiomycota; Agaricomycetes; Boletales; Pisolithaceae. Gene Ontology annotation, biological process: tubulin complex assembly; post-chaperonin tubulin folding pathway.
AUGUCCCCAGCACCGACGCUGAACGGCACCCCAGAUGAGAAGGCGGUCGUACGCCGCCAGCUUAAGAUCAAGGUUGCCGCUGCUAAACGGCUUCUGAAAGAACACAUCUUGUAUCGCGACGAAGCGCAUGCUCAGGGGCAAAAGCUGAGCAAACUUGCCGAGGAGAACGCAGAUGAAUGGGAACUCAAACACGCUAGACGGAUAGCAGAAGAGUCACAAAGAAUGGUCAAUGAUACACGUGAUAGGCUGGACAAGACUGUCCAAGAACUCACGUCGCUCGUUGCUUCUGUCAAGAAUAAGCCCGAGUUUGAGAACGAUGAAGAGUUGGUCAAAGCCGAGGAAGCACUAAAGGAAGCGAACGCGUAA